Molecule: messenger RNA, 3685 nt
Organism: Mercenaria mercenaria
Lineage: Eukaryota; Metazoa; Mollusca; Bivalvia; Venerida; Veneridae
Product: heat shock 70 kDa protein 12B-like
Exons: 5
Coding region: 147-1847 (566 amino acids)
Molecular function (GO): ATP binding; ATP-dependent protein folding chaperone
Source: RefSeq, a predicted model, not a curated record
AUAUUAUCUGCCUUUGUGUUAUUCCACGAAAGAAAACUUUCAAAACUGUGAUCGCAGUUACUUUUAAAGUGAAACGGAAAGAACUUGUACAUUUAUUGAGUUGACAUCUUAGUUUCAUUUGACGUUCUUAUUCUAAUUUCUAUACGAUGACUGACUCUCACUUGCUUGCUGUAGCGUUCGACUUUGGUACAACAUACAGUGGCUAUGCCUUUUCAUUUCGAGACAACCCGUUAAAGAUACAGACUAACCAAGGUUGGAUUGCAGGCAGUGAUCAGCUGAUUUCGCUGAAAACGCCAACAUGUGUGCUUCUAAAUUCUAAAAAGGAAUUUGACUCCUUUGGGUUUGAAGCUGAAAAUAAGUUUGCAAGUCUUGCCGAAGACGGACAACACCAUAGCUGGCUUUUAUUUCGAAGAUUCAAAAUGCUCCUUCACAGUAACGAAACUCUUUCAAGAACGACAACAGUUGAAGAUAUCAACGGGAAGUCAAUGCCUGCAAUGACAAUUUUUGCCAUGUCUAUCGGAUAUUUAAAGCGACAUUUCCUGGAAGCACUUAACAAACAGAAAAUUGGGAUAGAGGACAGCGAUAUAAAAUAUGUCUUAACGGUGCCAGCUAUAUGGAAUGACAAUGCUAAACAGUUUAUGCGAGAAGCUGCCGAGCAGGCUGGAAUAGAAACCAAACGCUUGAAGCUGUCUUUUGAACCCGAAGCAGCCUCGAUUUGGUGUCAGACUAUCACGACGAAAGCAAAGGAAAGUCUUUCCAAAUCGGGAAACCAGUACAUGAUCAUUGACCUGGGAGGUGGAACGGCUGAUAUCUCCGUACAUGAGAAGCAGAUCGAUAAUACGUUGAAAGAGCUGCACAAAGCUAGCGGCGGGCCGUGGGGAGGCACAGUUGUUGAUGAUAACUAUUUACAAUGGCUGAAACAGAUAUUUGGAAGCGCUACCAUGCAAAAAUUCCAGGAAGAACAAAUGGAAGACUAUUUCCAACUCCAUAGAGAAUUUGAAAUAAAAAAGCGAAGCAUCACACCAGAUUCCAAUGGAAAAAUCACCGUUAGACUGUCUGCUUCACUGAGAGAGCUUUAUCAAAAGAAUGAAAAAGUACAAUUGGACGACAAAAUCGCCUCCUUGGGAUUAAAGGGCAUGGUUACAUUUACUGGUGACAAGUUGAGGGUCGACGCUUCAGUUAUCAAGGGAUGGUUUGAGGCCCCGAUCAACAGCGUGAUCACACAUGUACAACGCGUUCUUAAAGAACCAAACAUGCAGAGAGUCGAUACAAUUCUUAUAGUAGGCGGAUUUGGCGAAUGCAAGUUAGCACAAGACCAGAUUCAAAAAGCGAUACGAAACAAGUGCAUCAUUAUCCCAGAAGGAGCGGGUCUUGCUGUUCUAAAGGGGGCUGUUCGUUACGGCCACUCUCCAGAUAUUAUAUCGUCAAGGAUAAUGCCUCACACGUACGGCUUUAGUGUUCUAGAGACAUUUGAUGAGCAAACACACUACGAUGCUACCAUUACGUUCCUAGAUGGUGAGAAAUAUGCUGAAGAUGUAUUUUCCACAAUUAUACGAGCUGGGGAAGGGGUAACAUUAGGGAAAAUCAUAUCUAAAGGCCCGUACACUCCAACUUGUCAAGACAAUACAACUUUUAAUGUUUACUGUACAGAAAAGGUUGAUCCGAAAUACACAACAGAUCCAGGGUGCAAACAUUUGGGAAGGCUUAGAGUUUCACACUCUAAUGGCCGAUGCUGCAAAGACAACAAAUUAAAUGCUUCAUUCAUAUUUGGUGACACAGAACUACUGGUGAAAGCUGUAAACCUUAGAACUGGAGAAGAAUUUGAAACAUACAUUGACUGUCUUUAGAAUGCUUUUUGGGAUACGUUCAGUUAAGUAAUAAUACUGUUUAAGUGAACUUAAAAAUAAAGGUAUGCUAACUUUUUAACGUUUUCCAACCGAUUUGAAAAUAAAAUGUAUUCGUUAUCCGAAUAUAAAUGGUGUAUUACAAAUGUAUAAAUACUUCCUUCUGAAAUUUUACGAACAUUGAUAAAAUAUACAGCGUAAAUCUCAAUUUUAAUUUUAUAAGUUUUCAAGGUAUGAAUCUGUUUUUCAUUGCAGUGAAGCUUUUUUCUGCAUUUUUACUUGUUUUCCUGAUCGGUAUGUCUUAAAAUAUCCUUUAGCAUGUUUUUAAUUUUUGUUAACAUUUCUUUUUGAAAUUGGUGGAAAACCGUGACAAACAAUUUAAGAAAUCACCAUGUUAAAGGGAAGUAAUUCUGAAAGAUUUUUUUUUUGUAAUUGCGGCAAUAUGAUACAUAUGAUAAAAGAUUAUAAUUAAAUAUUUUACAGAAUUGAAUGGAAAUAAUCAAUGUUAACUUGUUACCUUGACCUUUGAGGUAGGGAUAUGGGUAUUGCACACAACACAUUGUCUCAUUAUUGGGAACAUUUGUGUUAAGUAAUAUCAUAAUCCCUUAAUGGAUCACAGAGUUAGGGAUAAGACACGGAAAAAUCCCUACUGACUUUCCGACUGUGACCUUGAUCUUUGAGAUACUGAUAUGGGGUUAGGGAAGACAUGUUGUCUCAUUUUGGGGAAAACUUGUGUUAAAUAAUAUUGUAAUCCCUUAAUGGAUGACAUAGUUAUGGGCCAGACAGGGAAAAAAACCAAAUUGAUUUUUAACCUCUGAAUGCGACCUUGACCUAUGAGACAGGGGUCUAGGUGUUGCACAGGACGCAACAUCUUAUUAUGGGGAACAUUUAGGCAAAGUAAUAUCAAAAUCCCUUUAUUGAUCGUUGAGUUACAUGCUAGACAAAGAAAGGGUCCUCUUGAAAGUGACCUCCCAGGAAGACCUUAAUCCUUAAUCUUUAAGCCAGGAGUCCGAGUUUUGUGCAUGACACGUCGUCUUAUCCAGAGACGUAUCUGUGCCAGCUAAUACUUUUAAAAUCCUGUUUUGCAUGAUAAAAUUAUGGACCGGACAGGAAAAACACCCACUGACCUUUGAACUCCAAGUGCGACAUUUAAGCUAGGGUUCUAGCUGCUGCAAAUGACACUUUGUCUGAUAAUAGGAAACAUUUAUGCCAAAUAAUAUUGUAAUCCCUCCAUGGAUGACAGCGUUCUAGACUGGACACAAAAUGGACUCUGUGCAUGCCAUGUUAACAUUUGACUGCCAAGUGUUACGUUGACCUUAAAGCUAGGCGUCUUAAAGUUGUGCAUGACACAUCAUCUAAUUAUGGGGUAUAUUUUGCAAAUAAUAUUAAAAUUCCUUCAUGGAUUAUUUAGUAACAGACAAGGCAGAAAAAAACCUUUUUGCCUUCAAGAAUAACCUUGACCUUUGAGCUAGGGGUCCGGGUUUUGCGCAUGACACGUCAUCUUAUCAUAGGAAACGUUUGUGCCAAGUGAUCCCGUAAUGGAUGUCUGAUUUAUGGGCCAGAUGCGAAAUUGCUGCUGACGGACGGAAUGACGGAAGAACAGUCUUUGUUUGUGUUACAGUCCUGUAUAUUGUAAAUGGGAAACAUUUUAAUGUUUCUGUUAAAAAUUUGUUUUAAGUUGUAAUGCAAGUGAUUUCUGAAAUUGUAAAUUCCAUUCAUGUACAUUGUUGUUAUUCGACAUUGUUAUAUAAGGACAGAGUUUAAAAUUACAGCAUGCGUAUUAUCUUUUUGGUGUGUGCAUUUUGUAUCUAACCUUCACUAAAUAAAGAUCUUAUCAUUAG